This is a messenger RNA of Aspergillus homomorphus CBS 101889, 475 nucleotides long. RefSeq lists its product as uncharacterized. The transcript is spliced from 3 exons. The record is from RefSeq and is a predicted model, not a curated record. The coding region runs from base 119 to 340 and encodes 73 amino acids. Lineage: Eukaryota; Fungi; Ascomycota; Eurotiomycetes; Eurotiales; Aspergillaceae.
GAAAAAUUUCCCCCGCAUCUGACACUUUCUCUCACAACAACCCCUGAACAGACCAACUCCAUCUCACCACCACCACUCUCCUCUCUCUCGAGUUAUUGCCAAAAGCACCACCGCCACCAUGGGAAACGGAGCCAAAGCCCAGAUGAAGCGUGACCGCAACGCCAAGGAUGCUAACAAGGGCGGGAAGUCGCAGUUGAAGGCCAACGAAGCCGCCAAGGACAUCAUCUGCCAGAUCUGCAGGUCCACCUUCCUCAAGACCGCCAAGGCCCCCGCCCUCACCGAGCAUGCCCAGAACAAGCACAACAAGACCCUCCAGGACUGCUUCCCCGGCUUUGCCUAGAUUCCGACGAUAUACGUGACAUGGGGUGAGGGGUGGUUGGCCCAGACGUGCAUCUGUGUGGGGGAGUUUUUGAGCGUCCGUUUUGGAAUGCAUAUGUUGUUUUUCUUGGGGAUGAGUCCGCAGAAUUGAUACCUU